ACUAAAGCCGCAGCAAAUAAUUCGUAAUGGCAGCCGCUCCCGAGGAUCUGAGAAGUGGAGGGAUACUUUUUGGGGGCAGAAAUGAAGAUGACCAAGAGGAGGAUGACACACCUGCGGUUUUAUUGAGUGUUUUAGUGCAACAUGGGCAGUUGGGCCUCUGCUUCUAUGACAGUGAAGACUCUUCUUUACAUUACAUGGCAGAUACUUCUGAUAACCAUGAUCUCCAACUGUUGGACAGAGUCAUUCAGGAGGUUAAGCCCCAUGUGAUCAUUACCAGUGCAAAGCAGGAACGAUGCAUGACUCACUACCUGAAACAACUUGGGUCUAACCUACAAUAUAAACCAGAGGUGGUUAUUUAUCCAAAUGCUGAUUUUGGUCUGGAGGUUGGUAAGCAGAGACUACUCUCUGCCCACUUGCCUUUCCUUCCAGGCAGCAUUUCAGAUGGAGACAAAAUGUCCUAUCUUACAUCCUGCAUCACUUUUGAUUCACCCCUGAUGCUUAGGGCUGUUGGAGCUCUGCUAAAAUGUCUGGACAGGAGGAGAGUGGGAGUAGAACUGGAAGACAGCAGUGUUGGAGUUCCAAUUCUGCAGUUUCAUGCCUACACACUUAAAGGUGUGGUGUACAUUGACAGAGACACUUACAGUGUACUACAAAUUUUCAAAUCAGAUCUGCAUCCGUCAGUGUACAAGCUGCAAUCAGGUGAAAAGGAAGGCCUCAGUCUUUAUGGAAUUCUAAACCGCUGUAAGAGCAAGUCUGGGUCCAAACUUCUACGUCAGUGGUUUCUUCGCCCUACUCAAGAACUGACUGUGUUACGCAGAAGACAGGAAGUGAUACGUUUCUUUUCUUUACCGCGACACUCUGACAUCCUGAAAACACUGCAAGCCUCACUGCGCAACAUCAGAAACAUACCAGGUGUCCUGCGUCGUAUGACUCUCUCCAACAGCAAAGUGACUGACUGGCAGAGUCUCUACAAGACGGUUUGCAGCGCAGUGUGUAUCAGGGAUACGGUGCGAAACCUGCCUCAGUCCGUUCACCUCUUUCAUGAUAUCAGCGAAAGGCUCUCUGAUGAUCUCCACUAUAUCGCCAAUCUCAUCAGCCGAGUUGUGGAUUUUGAAGCCAGUUUAGAAGAGAAUCGCUUUACCAUCAAACCAAACAUCGAUCCCGCCAUCGAUGAGAAGAAGAGGAGGAUGAUGGGGCUGUCAGAUUUCCUAACAGAUGUUGCCAGAAAGGAGCUUGAAAACCUGGACCCUCAAAUCUCCUCCUGCUGUGUCAUUUACAUCCCCCUGAUUGGAUUCCUGCUCUCUGUGCCUCGGCUGCCUAGCAUGGUGGAAAAGGAGGAUUUUGAAAUGGCAGGGCUUGAAUUUAUGUUCCUCUCAGGGGACCGACUGCAUUACCGCAGUCAGAGAACCAGGGAGCUGGACAACCUCCUAGGAGACCUGCACUGUGACAUUAGAGAUAUGGAGAUGGCAGUGAUGACCCAGUUGCAGAACACAAUCCUGGAGAAGAGCACUUCUCUGUAUCAGGUUUUGGACCUCACAGCUGAGCUGGACUGUCUGAUGGCCAUGAGCAGUGCAUCUCAGGAAUACAGCUACACCUCGCCCAAGCUUACCAGCCAAAGAAAAAUUUCAGUCAUACAGGGCAGGCAUCCACUACUGGAACUGUGUUCCCCUGUGUAUGUGGCCAACUCCUUCCAGAGCUCUGAAUCCGAAGGCAGAGUUAAGAUCAUCACUGGCCCCAACUCUUCUGGCAAGAGCAUCUACCUCAAACAGGUGGCUCUGAUUGUGUUCAUGGCUCUGAUCGGCUCAGACGUCCCAGCAAAGGAGGCAGAGAUUGGUAUGAUGGAUGGGAUCUUCACCCGCAUGCAGAGCAGAGAGUCCAUCUCUGUGGGCCUCAGCACCUUCAUGAUAGAUCUCAAUCAGAUGGCCCUGGCUCUUAACUCCAGUACUGGGAACUCAUUGGUGCUCAUCGAUGAAUUUGGAAAAGGAACUAACUCAGUGGAUGGCCUGUCUUUACUGGCUUCAUCAAUCUCUCACUGGCUGAAGAAGUCUCUGGUAGAUGUUCCUCACAUCUUGUUGGCGACCAACUUCCACAGUCUGCUGCAGCUGGACCUGCUACCAACCAGUGGCCUUCUGUCGUUUCUGACUCUGGAGACGGCCGUGAAUGGAGAUGAGUUGGUCUUUCUGUUCCAGCUGAAGGAAGGAAUUUGCCAGUCCAGUUAUGCUGCCAACAUUGCUACACUGGCAGGUCUGCCAACUUGUCUUGUACACAGAGCUGUGGAGGUGUCUGAGCAUUACAGGACAGGGAAGCCCAUCAAACACAUUGACAAAGCAUCAUCAGAUGAGCAGACCAAGAGGUGCAGCUCUGUGGUGGCGAGGUUCCUGAGUCUCGACCUGGAGGACAAAGAUUUGGAUCUGCAGAGUUUUAUGAAAGAUGAGCUCCUGCCCUCUGCUGGAGAGAAGCUGAACCACAGCUGA
This is a messenger RNA of Nematolebias whitei (Rio pearlfish), 2474 nucleotides long. RefSeq names its product mutS homolog 5 (gene msh5). The coding region runs from base 27 to 2474 and encodes 815 amino acids. Gene Ontology annotation, cellular component: nucleus. The record is from RefSeq and is a predicted model, not a curated record. Gene Ontology annotation, molecular function: ATP-dependent DNA damage sensor activity; ATP binding; mismatched DNA binding. The transcript is spliced from 26 exons. Lineage: Eukaryota; Metazoa; Chordata; Actinopteri; Cyprinodontiformes; Rivulidae. Gene Ontology annotation, biological process: chiasma assembly; mismatch repair.